Molecule: messenger RNA, 537 nt
Organism: Arctia plantaginis
Lineage: Eukaryota; Metazoa; Arthropoda; Insecta; Lepidoptera; Erebidae
Source: the annotation of a GenBank genome assembly
AUGUCGUUACCAGGAAAUGGAAUUUUCGUGGUGCAGGGCGAAAUGGCUAUGCUCGUCACAGCCAUGCGUCGAAGCACCCGGUGGGGCUCACACUCUUUCCCAAACGAAGAAUAUGAUGUACUUAUGCGCACAUUCCAAGAUCUGAAGACAAUCCUAAAUCAAGUCGAUGAUCUACGGCUAUUGGACCCUGCUACAUAUUUGAGCCCUUUCCUAGAGGUGAUUAGGAGCAAGGAGACCACUGGUCCAGUCACAAGUCUUGCCCUUUCUGCCAUUCAUAAGUUUUUGUCUUAUGGGUUAAUUGAUCCAACACAUCCUAGCGUGCCGGCGACGGUAGAAGACAUUGCUGAUGCUGUUACACAUGCAAGAUUUGUCGGUACAGACCAUUCGUCAGACGGGGUAGUUCUUAUGAAAAUAUUACAGGUGCUUCGCACAUUGAUGUUAAGUCCAGAGGGCGCCAUGUUAACGGACGAGAGUGUUUGUGAAAUCAUGCUCAGCUGUUUCAGAAUAUGUUUUGAAACGAGACUCACAGGUGAAUAA